ACUUCAGUCCUGUGCCAGAAGCUGAGCUGCAGAAAAGGAGGCUGUUCUGUGUGCUCAGGAAGAACCACUCCAUGUACUCAAUGCUCAUGCUGCUGGGCCUUGCUGCCCUCCUGGGUGCCUCCCAGGGCCGCACGGAUUGCUACGGCAGUGUAAACAGAAUUAAAACCUCUGGGGCUUCAUGCAAAACAGCGAAGUCAGAGGGUUUGUCCUACUGUGGAGUUAGUGCUUCAGAAAAGAUUGCUGAACGGGACCUAAGAGCUAUGAAUCAAUAUAAAACACUCAUUAAGAAAGUUGGUGAAAACCUGUGCAUUGAACCAGCUGUGAUUGCUGGCAUCAUCUCCCGGGAAUCUCAUGCUGGCAAAGCACUGAAGAAUGGCUGGGGUGACAAUGGAAAUGGAUUUGGUUUAAUGCAGGUUGACAAAAAAUCACAUACACCUAGGGGACAAUGGAACAGCGAAACUCAUCUUAUCCAGGGUACAAACAUACUUAUCAGUAUGACAAAGACAAUACAGAGAAAUUUUCCACGCUGGACAAAGGAUCAGCAGCUGAAAGGUGGGAUCGCUGCUUACAACUUUGGUACCAGCAACGUCCGAAGUUAUGACAGAAUGGACAUCGGCACCACCCACAAUGACUACUCCAGUGACGUGGUUGCACGAGCCAAAUAUUACAAGAAACAAGGAUACUAGACUCAAUAAUCUCUACAGAGUAACUUUCUUACCAUCACCUGCAUGACACCCCUGAGGGAGAGAAGACACAGAGCAGCUGUACCCUGCGAAUCCAUAGAGAUGCAAAUGUACAGGAAUGAUUUACAUGAAUAAGCAUUUGCAGAAUGAAGCCCUGAAUUUUUAAAACAAUAUUCAGUAAGACAUCACUCAUGCAGUUUCUUUACAAGCAAUAUGGUUUGGAUUUUACCAAAAUCUCAUUUUUUUUUUCUGCUAUCUGCAUAUUUCUCUGAGCUAUGAGGACUAUCUUGUUUUGCUAUUGAUAAUUUGCUGCCUGCCAGAUCUUAAAACACUUUUCUGGCAAAAUCUGCUGUUCUCUUAAGAAAUCAAAAAAAAAAAUACUUCCUUGGGUAUUAGCUUCAUGAUUUAUUUUUUCAAAGCUGCUUGAUAUUUACAUUAUGCUGUGAAGUAACCUUUUUUUUUUCUGAAUAGUAAUUUUUCAUAUAAACGCAUAGAAUAGAGAUGGAUAUUUUUAGUCAUAAAGAAAUAAGCAAACAGAAAUUCAAUAAAAGCAUUAGCAAACAAAGCAGAA
Messenger RNA from Tyto alba (common barn owl), 1254 nucleotides. It is a transcript of the gene LYG2, whose product is annotated as lysozyme g2. The record is from RefSeq and is a predicted model, not a curated record. Gene Ontology annotation, cellular component: extracellular region. Gene Ontology annotation, molecular function: lysozyme activity. Gene Ontology annotation, biological process: peptidoglycan catabolic process; defense response to Gram-positive bacterium. The coding region runs from base 72 to 686 and encodes 204 amino acids. The transcript has 6 exons. NCBI's taxonomy places the organism in Eukaryota, Metazoa, Chordata, Aves, Strigiformes, Tytonidae.